AUGUUACAUAUUUUAGAUGCGGCAAUAUCCAUAUCAGGUUCAAUAAGGACAACAACAAGUAUUGAUGCAACACCAAAUACGACCAACUUGAUUGAUAGUACAUUUAUUCAUUCAAAUACUACUGCUACAACAACAGCAACAACGUUAUUAUACAACAGCAACAGUGCCGUUUUCAGCUCUUCAACAAAAACAACAACAACUAGUAGCCAAUCAAAUUCUUCUAUUGCAACUAAUAUCUGCCACAACUUAACAUUCAACCUAUCUUUUAAAUAUGAAUAUUCGGGUUUCGCCAUUUUUUUGAGUGUUGGUGAAUUCAAUGGUGAUAAUUAUACGGAUUUAGUCGUUUCAAAUACUGAAGACUCGUCUCUCAACGUUGUUCUUAGCUAUGGAAAUGGUCGCUUUGAAUCUCAAAUUACUACUGAGCUUGAAACGGCAAUGUCUGGCGCAGCUGUCGUUGACUUCAAUGGGGAUAGCCACACAGACUUAGCUAUCAGUUUCUCAGCAAUUGCUGACGCGAAUCUUGUUAAUGUUUUUCUCGGCUAUGGCAACGAGACUUUUGUACAAAUGAAUUCAUUUGUCGCAGGAAUCCUUUCAUUUGCAAUCGUUUCGGUUGAUUUUAAUCACGACAAUCACAGUGACGUGGCUGUCGCAAAUUAUGCUGGUCAAGCUGUGACCGUACAUAUGGGGAUUGGCAACGGUACGUUUCUGAAUCGUCGUACAUAUAUAUCGUCAAGUAGUCCAGCAGCAUUAGCUACAGAUGAUUUUAACCAUGAUCAACACAUAGAUUGGAUAGCUACUUAUUGUGAAAAUAAUUCGAUCAGUGUGUUACUGUUUGCUGUCGGUGAUUUCAAUAGGGACAAUCAUCUUGACAUAAUUUUCAGUCUAUUUGAAUUAGACUGUUUUAAUAUAAUGUUCGGUGAUGGCUCUGAUGCGAUGCUUGAAUCACGACUGUUCGAUAUAAAUCAACAACCAUGUGGAAUAGCUCUCUAUGAUUUGAAUGACGAUAAUCGAUUGGAUUUCGUUCGUGCGCAUAACUUUAUGGACGCGAGCGUACAUUUGAAUACAUGCUUAUAA
Molecule: messenger RNA, 1074 nt
Organism: Rotaria socialis
Lineage: Eukaryota; Metazoa; Rotifera; Eurotatoria; Philodinida; Philodinidae
Source: the annotation of a GenBank genome assembly